GAGCAUUUAAAGAUCAAAUUCUAUAUUUGAAAUGCUUUGGUGGGCAUUGGUUAGGCAUGUCAAAAUUGGUUUGAAAAACCUUUCAAAAAUAAUGAAUUUGAAUUAAACACAAAAAUAAGUGUCCAAAACCAAACAGUGACUGACUUGUUGCAUAAGGAGGGACUAUGAAUCACUCUCUAUCUACGGAGUGCUUAUGAUUUUUGAAUGUACUUUUCAGCUGUAUGUUGCAACAUGUUCCCCUGCUCGAGAUGCUGGAGCGGGAUAUGUGGCAUGGGGUCAUUCCACACUUGUUGGACCGUUUGGGGAAAUAGUAGCUACUACUGAGCAUGAAGAGGCAAUAAUAAUAUCAGAGAUAGACUAUACACAGAUUGAACAAAGGAGGACAAAUCUGCCAUUGGAGAAGCAAAGGCGCGGCGAUCUUUACCAGUUCGUGGAUGUCCAGCGAUUGAAUUCAGCCAGUGAAGUGUUGUCGUUAUGAUUCCAAGAAAUAAAAGAAGAAGAAGAAGGUUUCAUGCAAGAUACAAAGUGUUUAUUGAAAGAAACCAUUGCUCCAACCUGUAUUGACUUUAGAAUCUGCAGAAAGGCUAUUAAUCUCCAGGUAAUACUUAUGAUGCCACUAGAGUUAAUAAUAUUCAUUAUCACAAGUUACAAACGACACAAGGGAGCAGAACUAUGAAAACUUUUCCCUUUAUUUGUUUGUAAAUCUAUUGCAGAUUGUAUUGAUCAUGUGUUGAGUUAUUAAUACAUCUCCCAUAUUUGUCUAUAAAGGAAGGAUUCAUGGGAUGCUGAUGAUUUCAUAAAUGUUUUAUGAAAUGAGUUUGAGGAGUUCAUAUAUUAUACAUCUGGAUGAACGGUGUUUA
This is a messenger RNA of Cuscuta campestris, 860 nucleotides long. The record is from the annotation of a GenBank genome assembly. NCBI's taxonomy places the organism in Eukaryota, Viridiplantae, Streptophyta, Magnoliopsida, Solanales, Convolvulaceae.